Molecule: messenger RNA, 352 nt
Organism: Centruroides sculpturatus (bark scorpion)
Lineage: Eukaryota; Metazoa; Arthropoda; Arachnida; Scorpiones; Buthidae
Gene: MagR
Product: iron-sulfur cluster assembly 1 homolog, mitochondrial-like
Exons: 3
Coding region: 11-352 (113 amino acids)
Biological process (GO): iron-sulfur cluster assembly
Cellular component (GO): cytoplasm; mitochondrion
Molecular function (GO): 2 iron, 2 sulfur cluster binding
Source: RefSeq, a predicted model, not a curated record
UUAUGUAAGAAUGCCUGUUUUUAAGAUGUCUGCUCCCUUACGAGCUUCGAUUAGGGUUUUAAAUAAAGCUGGUAAAAAGCUUCCUCAGAGAUCAGCUGUUGUUUUGACUCAGUCAGCUGUGGAUAAAGUAAAACAUCUUUUGCAGUCUAAUCCAAAUGCAGUUGCUCUAAAAGUAGGAGUUAAGCAUAAAGGAUGCAAUGGACUCAGUUAUACAUUGGAUUAUGCUAUAGAAAAGGGAAAAUUUGAUGAAGAAGUUGUACAAGAUGGUAAGUUUGUUUUUAUUGCUAAAAUUACUUUGAUGAAAACUUGCAAUACUCCUUUAGAGUAUGCAAUAUCAUUAUUAACACAGUAA